CCCUAGUCUCUCUUUGUAUACUUCACCAAACUUUGUCACUCUUUUCAUUCCAAAACUCACCCAAUCUCCUUAUCCACUCACAAUAACAUAGCACCUCUCUAAAACCCCUUUUCUUUCUUCUUCUCUGCAAUGGCUUCUGCUAAUGCUAUUUCCACUGCUUCUAUUAUCCCUUCUCCUUCUAAACAGGGGGGUUUGAAGAAUAGGAAGGUCAGCCAAUUGCAGGGACAGAGAUUUGGCAACAAGGGUGCAAAGAACCGAUUUGUAGUCAAGGCCUGUGCUAAAGAAAUUGCCUUUGACCAGAAAUCUAGGAGUGCCCUGCAGGCUGGAAUCGACAAGCUUGCUGAUGCUGUCGGCCUGACUCUUGGUCCAAGGGGAAGGAAUGUAGUGUUGGAUGAAUAUGGCACCCCUAAGGUGGUUAACGAUGGAGUUACAAUUGCUCGUGCCAUUGAGCUACCUGAUGCUAUGGAGAAUGCUGGGGCUGCCCUUAUCAGGGAGGUUGCAAGCAAAACCAAUGAUUCAGCUGGUGAUGGAACAACAACUGCAUCUGUUCUUGCUCGGGAAAUCAUUAAACUCGGUCUGUUGAGUGUUACAUCUGGUGCAAAUCCAGUGUCUUUAAAGAGGGGCAUUGACAAAACUGUACUGGGUUUGAUUGAAGAGCUAGAAAAGAAGGCUAGACCUGUUAAAGGCCGUGACGACAUCAAAGCUAUUGCUUCAAUCUCUGCUGGAAAUGAUGAAAGCAUCGGUACCAUGAUUGCGGAUGCAAUUGACAAAGUUGGUCCAGAUGGUGUGUUGUCCAUUGAGUCAUCCUCCUCCUUAGAGACAACUGUUCAUGUUGAAGAAGGAAUGGAGAUCGAUAGAGGAUAUAUUUCCCCACAAUUUGUCACAAACCCUGAGAAAUUAAUUUCUGAAUUUGAGAAUGCUAGAGUCUUGGUUACUGAUCAGAAGAUUUCAGCUAUCAAGGACAUUAUCCCUCUAUUAGAAAAGACAACUCAAUUACGCGCCCCUCUCCUCAUUAUUGCCGAGGAUAUCACCGGGGAAGCUCUGGCCACUCUUGUUGUGAACAAGUUGCGAGGUAUACUGAAUGUUGCUGCCAUCAAAGCUCCUGGAUUUGGUGAAAGGAGAAAGGCUCUUCUGCAAGAUAUUGCCAUUGUGACAGGAGCUGAGUACCAGGCAACUGAUUUGGGCCUGCUCGUUGAGAAUACCCCAGUUGAAGCACUUGGAAUUGCCAGAAAGGUGACAAUUACCAAGGACUCAACAACCAUCAUCGCUGAUGCAGCAUCAAAGGACGAGAUACAAUCUAGGAUUGCUCAGCUUAAAAAGGAACUGUCUGAGACAGACUCAGUGUAUGACUCCGAGAAACUUGCUGAGAGAAUUGCCAAGCUUUCUGGGGGUGUUGCCGUCAUUAAGGUUGGAGCUGCAACAGAGGCCGAGCUUGAAGACCGCAAGCUUCGUAUUGAAGAUGCAAAGAAUGCAACUUUUGCUGCAAUUGAAGAGGGAAUAGUACCUGGUGGUGGUGCUGCUUUUGUUCAUUUAUCAACUUAUGUCCCUGCCAUUAAGGAGAAGAUUGAAGAUGCUGAUGAAAGAUUGGGCGCUGACAUCAUUCAAAAGGCAUUGGUAGCCCCAGCAUCUUUGAUAGCCCAAAAUGCUGGAGUUGAAGGAGAAGUAGUCGUGGAGAAGGUGAAGGAAGCCGAAUGGGAGAUGGGUUAUAACGCGAUGACAGACCAGUAUGAGAAUCUCGUGGAAGCUGGAGUCAUCGAUCCAGCCAAGGUGACAAGAUGUGCCUUGCAGAAUUCAGCAUCAGUUUCAGGAAUGGUGCUGACCACACAAGCCAUAGUGGUUGAGAAGCCAAAGCCUAAGGUUGCUGCACCUGCUGCUCCUCAAGGACUUCAAGUGUGAUCGAUAUAACUAUCUUUGCUAGGAAAUUUUGUUGGUCUUGAGAUGAACAUCGACGUGGGGCUGGCUUGUUCGGGACAAGGUUAGCGUAGAACUACAUGAGCGUAUUGUUAUUUUUAGCUUGCUUUUAGCCCUCACAUUUAUAACUUGUAUUGAUUGAAUAAUAUCGUCGCUCGUUCUGGUAAACAUAAAGACAAAUGUCUGUCCUUUAGAACGGAUAACAGUAUUAGUUAUUCAUGUUCUUUACCUUUUCAGUUCUUGAAUGGUUUUUUGUUC
Messenger RNA from Solanum pennellii, 2169 nucleotides. Its product is annotated as ruBisCO large subunit-binding protein subunit alpha. NCBI's taxonomy places the organism in Eukaryota, Viridiplantae, Streptophyta, Magnoliopsida, Solanales, Solanaceae. Gene Ontology annotation, biological process: protein refolding. The coding region runs from base 130 to 1896 and encodes 588 amino acids. Gene Ontology annotation, molecular function: ATP binding; ATP-dependent protein folding chaperone. The transcript has 8 exons. The record is from RefSeq and is a predicted model, not a curated record.